Molecule: messenger RNA, 3668 nt
Organism: Leptopilina heterotoma
Lineage: Eukaryota; Metazoa; Arthropoda; Insecta; Hymenoptera; Figitidae
Exons: 16
Coding region: 117-1376 (419 amino acids)
Source: RefSeq, a predicted model, not a curated record
AAUAAAUAAUGCUAUUUUAAAAUUAAGUUCAAAAUAUAUUUGAAUUCUAAAACUUGACCAUAGUACGCUGCUGUUGUUUUCUUUGUUUUGUAAUUGUUCAAGCAAGUAUUAACAAAAUGACGAAAAAUCGUUCACUACGAAAUUUUUUCGUUAUUUCCUAUAUUUUAUCGACAUGGUCUAAUAGUGUUGUAAUCGCUAUGGAUGAAUUGAAUAAUCUUGAGAAAUUACCAAAUUUCAGCUUGGAUGAACUGGAAAACUUGGGAAUUGAAUUUCAAGAAUCAGAUUUUGAUAAAUUAAAAGAAUUCUUUCCUGAUUCUGAAGAGUCAAGAAAUGAAGGCACUUUAACCUCUUUGCAGGUUAAACUAUUAAAAAAAUGGGAUAUUAAUGUAAAUAUCAAUGAUUUAAGUCACAUCACAAACAAAUAUUUUAAUAGUUCAUCAAAAAUGAUAAGAAAAUUAAUGACACUAAUCUUAGGUGAAAAUAUGUUACAAAAUAUGACAAUAAGAAAAAAAUUACGUUUUGAUAAAAGGUAUAAUUCUAUACCUGAGAAUGUUCAAAAUUUCGUUUUAGUGUCGGAAUUAUGCAAAUACAUACGUCUGAAAAAUAGAGGAAUGAAAUCUUUGAAAGCUUCAGCUAACAACGUUCCUUUAACUCCAUUGCAGGAUUAUCUACUAAAUAAAUGGAACAUUGAUGUUAAUAUCAAAAAUCUAACUCUCAUCACAAAAAAAUAUACUGCUAGACCAUCUGCAAUGAUAAGAAACUUAAUGAAAAUAAUCUUAGGUGAAAAUAUGUUACAAAAUAUGUCAAUACAAGAAAGAAAACGUUUUUGUACGAUGUAUAAUCCUAUACCUGAAAAUGUAAAAAAAUUUGUUUUUGAAUAUGUGAACUCACAUGCCCAAGAAACGAUAAGUAAUUCAACAUUUGUAAAAGUUGUUAGUCAGUUAUGCACAGACAUGCGUUCUGUAAAGCGAGUAAAGGAAUCAUUAAAAGUUUCAGCGAACGACGUUCUUUUAACUCCUUUGCAGGUUGAUCUAUUACAUAAAUGGAACAUUUAUGUUAAUAUCAAAAAUUUAACUCUCAUCACAAAAAAAUAUACUGCUAGACCAUCUGCAAUGAUAAGAAACUUAAUGAAAAUAAUCUUAGGUGAAAAUGUGUUACAAAAAAUGUCAAUGCAAGGAGAGAAACGUGUUUAUCCAAAAUAUAUUCCUAUACCUGAAAAUGUAAAAAAUUUUGUUUUUGAAUAUGUGAACUCACAUGCCCAAGAAAGGAUAAAUAAUUCAACAUUUGUAAAAAUAGUGAGUCAGUUAUGCUGUAACAUGCGCCAGAAAGACAGUGACAUGCCACUUAGGACAGCACAACUUCAACGUGGGCUGUAGUUGAUAUUAUUAAGAAUAACAAUAAGUUUAAUUUCAAGGAUAGAAAAUUUUUAUUGUUUACAUUAAUUAAUUGGAUAAAAAGUUUCUUUAAAUAGAAUAUAUAAUACAUUUUUACAUGAAAUUUUUUAACAAGCUUUAAGAAAAAUGACUAUAAAUAAACAUUUAUGCAAUGUUUCUGUGUAGGUUUUUGGCAAGGGGAUUUCUUUAUACAGAUAUAAGUUGUUUGGAAGACAAAUUUUAUAGUAUUAAGUUUUGAGUAGAACAUUGCAAAUAAAAUUAUACUUUGAUGUAAAGCAUCUAUAUAGCCAAGAUUGUAAGGAUGAAGACAGUAUAACAAAUAAAUACAUAAUGUAUUUUGAAUCGUAUUUAAAAAUUAUUUUUAAUAACACUUUGUUUAAUCUGUCGGAAUUUUUAAACAAAUUAUAAAAAUAUUUGUAAAUUUCAUUAAAAUUGCUUUACAAUUGUUACUCGUCAUUUCAAAAUAGCAGAUUUAAUAUUUAGUUAUGCAAUAAUUUUAUCCGGAUACUUUUUAAUAUUCCUUCAAUCUAAUUAUACAUAAAAAUAUGUUAUUUAUAAAGUGAUUUUGAUUUAUGAAUUCCGUUUGAGUAACUAAAUUUUCUAGAAUAAUUGCAAAUUGUUGUUUUGCAACCUGUAAUUUGUUAAGGUUUUUCAAAUUAUGUGACAGUAAAUAUUUUUAACCAUAUAAUUCUCUGUACUAUUGAAACUGUAACUAAUCGCAAGAAUUAGUUAUAGUAAUGUAAAAAAAAAAUUUUUACAAGAUAAAUAAAAUAUAUUAAAAACAUUUUAAUUUGCAUACUAAAAACUAACAAAUCUUAUUCUUUUAGAAUUAUUACGGUUCCGCGUUUAUACAAAGUUACCAACCCAAACCGAAGUAGCUAAAGUCUUGUCUGUAGUGAUUCUUUGGAAGAAUUAAUUACUGAGGCUUGCACAAAUUUGAAUAUUAAGUUCAACUUAUCUUGCUAUUUACGUUUCCUUGUUACAAAAUAUUGUUUAUAUGUACUUAGAUAUCAAGUAAUCUUGCAGUAAAAUUUCUGCAAGCUUGAACUAUCCUACUCACAGGAAGAUUGCAGUGUAGCUUGCUGCAAUAUUCUAUUGUAACAUUUAAAAACUUUUUGGUAGUUUAUUCUUGAAGAAGAUGAAACAAAUAUGUUUAAUCUUAAUAUCUUGAAAAGUCUGUCUGAACAUUAUCCAAACUCUUCUUUUCUUUUAAUGGUGGUUUACGACUGUUCACCGAGGAAGCCGAUUCAAGAGACUGUUUCUUCAAGUCUGGUAACAAACUCUCCAACUGAUAGUAAGAUUUUCCAACAUACUUCUCAGAUAUGCUUAAUUUUUAUUAAUUUUAGUAUAUUUUUAAAGGUCGUCAAAACUAAUGUAACUACUACUUCUUCUACAUCUAUCAAUAUUGGAGAAGAUGUCAAUCAAAUUUAAACAUCAUCUGGUAGCAGGAGAAUAAAAGCUCUUCCUUGUGAUUCUAGUGUUCUUAAGAAACUGAAGAGUAGAGAAUCCAAUCCAACCAGAUAUCUCAUCUGGUGUAAAGUCCAUGCAGAAAAAACUUUAUGACCAGAUAAAAAAGUGAAACUAUGUGGGCAGAAGUAUCCAUGUUUUUUAACUGCGAAGAAGAAGGAGAAAACAGAAGCACUCCAAAAUCAUUAGAAAGAUAUGUCAAAAAUCAAGAUAUCUAUGUUUGUGUAGCGUAUGAAUCUUCACUUCUUGAUAAUGAAACAAGUGAAACCAAUAUAAUGAAAAAUAGUCUAAUACACUCUAUUUCCAACCAUGGGAUGAAGUUACCCGAGGAAGAAGAACCAAGAUUUUUAGAUUUAACUUACUCUACACAAAGAGUAAAUAUUAAAAGACGAGAACAGAUUCAAAUGACUUUGACAGAUUUACCUGUAGAUUAUUGGCCUCAUUUAAGAAAAGAAAGAAUAUUUUAAAGAUUAUUUGUAACGGAGUUUCUAUUUUCUAUCCAUCUCUCUGAACCAACUCCUAUUUAACAUUACUAAAAACGUGUUUCUCCCUAAAAUAUCACGUUGCACCUCUUAACUAAGGGCUGUUACCUUAGAGUCAGAAUAAGUCUUGUCCUUUUAUUGGAAACAAGUAUCUAAAGCUACGGCUUCAGAUACGAUAGACUCGUUCUCUGCAUAAUUGUAUUAAUGUAACUUAAUAUUAAUAACGGUUAAAGAAAGUAAUAAAUAUUAAACUAUCAAUUACAUCUUUUAAUACCUACAGUUUCUUAAAGUAAUAAAUAUAAUUAAUAAGGCGUUGUCGGCAGUG